This is a messenger RNA of Lineus longissimus, 2433 nucleotides long. RefSeq lists its product as uncharacterized. The record is from RefSeq and is a predicted model, not a curated record. NCBI's taxonomy places the organism in Eukaryota, Metazoa, Nemertea, Pilidiophora, Heteronemertea, Lineidae. The transcript has 6 exons. Bases 285 to 1883 code for a protein of 532 amino acids.
UUUAAGGACAAGGGAAGUUACGACGCUUCAGUUGUUCGGGGCACGAAAUUGUCCUCCCAUUUGAACAGCGGUGCUCUAAUUAGUUCCAUAGAAAUUCUUCGGCAACAGGGGAUCUAUCUAUUCGAACGAACAAGGCCAAUUUAUGACAUUAUACUUGCUUUUAUUAGAAAAUAUGUGAAACAAGCUGUCGUCAGAGGUAUCACAUCCAUUUUUAGUGAGGAAAUGUUACUGCUUGUUUAAAGACAGACGAAAGAAAACCUGAUUGAAGCAAAAAGGACUCGAUAAUGUCGGAGGCAGGGUCGGAAGUGGAGCUGGUCAGGCUGAACAGGUCAAAAACAACGUCAAGAAUUCAUUACAAACUGGAACAUUCUGUUGCCGCGGCUCUCGAGGAGAGUUCGAUCAUCCGUGAUGAUACGAGCACAAUCAGUAGUACCGCACUCGGGAGUUUGACCAAUUCACGGAGUGACGUCACGCGGACGGACCCCCAAGCAGACGGCGACUCUGAAGUGACGGACGUAGAGAAAGGAGACAGAGUCGGAAAGGACGGGGAUUUUAUAGUUGUGAAGAAAAAACGCAGCGAGAAAUCGGGGCGGCGGGGUUCGAGAGAUAAAGAUGGGAAACGGCGGCACAGACAUCAUCAUCAUCACCAUCAUGGAAAUGGUCACCACCACCAUCAUCAUCAUCAUCACAAUGAUUCAGGUUCAAAGGUCAAAGAGGAAACGGAAACGCAUGUUGUAAUUGAAGUAGAGCGUAUGUCAGAUAUUGAGGAGAGUCCGGUAAAGGAGGAGGAAGGAAAGGUACCGGAACCGGAACCGGAAGCAGACGAUGAUACGCUCAAAGAGGAGAGUGACAAGGAGACACUGAAGGGAGAGGAUGAGGUCGAUGGCAUGAAGGUGAUAGCUGUGGCCGUAUUGGACGAUGACGAUGAUAUGUCCCCAGAAGAGAUAGAGAAGAGACUGAGGAUAGAACAGCUGUUGCGGCGUGAAGAUGAGGUCAAACAGAGGUUUCUGUUGCUAGAGCGGAGAGAGAGAGAGAUCGAAGAAACUGAAGUCAAGUUACAAGAAAGAGAAAAUGUUUAUAUCAGACGGUCGCAGGAGGUAGACGAACUCAAUAAGGAAAUCUUCACGAUACGUGAGACGCUAGAGGAAGAGAAGCGUUCCUUGCUUCACCUCAAGGCAGACGACUACCGGAUCAUGGAGACCACCAUGAAAAAGGCCAUAGCGGAGAUGAACAGGGUCAAGGACAACUGCAAGAACCAUGUAGACGAUCUUGCUGAUUUGCAGUUUAAGGUGAAAGACCUCGAGGACGAGAUAGACCUCAGGGACAAGACUAUACUGAACUUGACAGAACGGCUCGGGCUUACCACCACGGAGAUGCGGCGCAAGGAAUACGAGACAGCUCUCCCAAACGGUUUCCUCGCGCAAGCGGAGAGCCAGAGCGAUCUCGAGAGCAGCUACGCGGUCAGUGAGGGUGGAAGGGGAAGCGUAUCCAAAGGUUACGUGACGGAGUCGUCCAGGCGCAUCUUGCCUCGGUCCUCAACUGAGUUCACACGGCCCCAGAGUGUCAAAAUAUCGUCGAGGCCGAGCUCUGCUCGCCGCACGUCGGAAAGCAUUCGCCGCAUGAGUAUGCGUGCGGCGACCCCGAGCGAUUUCAACCGUGCGGGUAGCAUCAAACGUUACACUGGGAAAAUGAGCGAGACGUUGUCGGAGUUUUCUGAGCCCGAGAUGAGCAAUAGCAUGGACAUGCGACCGGAAUCUUCGCUUCAGGAGAGCGCGAGAGACUUUGAGACCCGUAGACGACCGCUUAGCGCCAGACCCGCCACAGCUUCCACGGGUGCCUCUGACGAAGCUGCAGUGCGCAGCAAAGCCUGUAUUGUCAUGUGAUGCUGGACGUCACAAAUACGCCAUGAGUACCAAUGGAUAUUCAAAACCAAUUUGAAGACCUGCCUUUCAGGCCGAGGGGUUUCAGGGCCAAAGACCAUCAAAACUGCUGGUGAAGUUGUGGUUAACUCGUCAAAACAGACCUUUUAUGGCAAAAUGGUUUCUGAUGGGCAUGCGAAUAUUUGCCAAAGAAGGAUUCCGCUUCCAUUGCUGAUAACAAUGUCAGGGAGUCAGGGAGGGCGAAGGACAGUCGCAUAUCGUCCAUCGACUUACGCCCUUUGAAAUUUACUUUGUUAUCAGUUAAUCACAAGCCCUGCUCAUCCCGUGACCCAGCAUGAUCUAAUGGUAUGGAAGUAAAGAGCGGACCAGUAUAAACAUUCUCGUUCUCCAAGCAGAGCGAAUGAUACUCCAACGAGGGUCUGACCGGAGACUAUCAACAUCUCUCACUCCACUGAAAGUUUGUUUUGCAACUUCUUGUUUCAAGCCCGAGUUUAGCGAGUCGGCGCAUAUGGAAGAAGUUACUUUGACCUGCAGAAUCAAAUUAACCAUUCCU